Paralichthys olivaceus (Japanese flounder) is the source of this 1394-nucleotide messenger RNA. It is a transcript of the gene echs1, whose product is annotated as enoyl CoA hydratase, short chain, 1, mitochondrial. The record is from RefSeq and is a predicted model, not a curated record. Gene Ontology annotation, cellular component: mitochondrion. Gene Ontology annotation, molecular function: enoyl-CoA hydratase activity. Gene Ontology annotation, biological process: fatty acid beta-oxidation. Lineage: Eukaryota; Metazoa; Chordata; Actinopteri; Pleuronectiformes; Paralichthyidae.
AUACCGUGCCGCCCCAUGAGUGAUCCUACCAGAGAAGAAGACGCAGCAGGAAGUAGCAGCAGCAGCAGCAGUAGUGUUGUUGACAUCACCCUCGUCUCUGUCAUCAUGGCUUUCCUCUGCAGAAGUGCCGCGGUGCUGCUGAAGCCCUGCAGCCGAGCUCCGGCCGCCCUGAGCGACCUGUCCGCCUCCCGGCUCUACAGCUCAGGCGGUCAGUUUGAGUAUAUUCUGGUGGAAAAGCGAGGUGACAAGAACAAUGUGGGUUUCAUCCAGCUGAACCGGCCAAAGGCUCUCAACGCUCUGUGUGAUGGGCUGAUGACGGAGGUGGGACGGGCCCUGGACUCUUUUGAAGCUGACGCAGACGUCGGAGCUAUCGUUAUCACCGGCAGUGACCGAGCCUUUGCUGCUGGAGCGGACAUUAAAGAGAUGCAGAAUCGAACCUUCCAGGAAUGUUAUGGUGGAAACUUCCUGGCUCAUUGGAACAGGGUGUCCACAGUGAGGAAACCUGUCAUUGCAGCUGUCAAUGGAUUUGCUCUGGGUGGAGGCUGCGAGCUGGCCAUGAUGUGUGACAUCAUCUACGCCGGAGAGAAGGCGCAGUUCGGCCAACCAGAGAUCCUGUUGGGGACCAUUCCUGGGGCCGGAGGCACCCAGCGCCUGACUCGUGCGGUGGGCAAGUCCCUGGCGAUGGAAAUGGUACUAACAGGAGACAAGAUCAAUGCUCAAGAAGCCAAGCAAUCAGGUUUGGUGAGUAAAGUUUAUCCUGUGGACCAGCUGGUGUCUGAAGCUGUUAAAUGUGGGGAGAAAAUUGCCGCUAACUCCAAACUGGUCUCUGCUAUGGCUAAAGAGGCUGUUAACGCAGCUUUUGAGCUGACUUUGGCUGAGGGGAACCGUUUGGAAAAGCGCUUAUUCCACUCCACCUUUGCUACGGAUGAUCGUAAAGAAGGCAUGACGGCAUUUGUGGAGAAGAGAAAGGCCGAUUUCCAGGACAAGUAGAAAAGAUUGGAUGAAUAGCUCAGCCAAGAAGACUCAUAUUACUGGGUUAUUAUCUUUUCCACAACAACUUGAAUGAUGCAAAAAACCUGACUGUAGUGGAACAUGUCCGCUGUAUAAAUUCAGAUUUGACAGUGAUUGAGAGCACAGCAGUGUCUUCAUCGGUACAGUGAAGCUGCUGCUGAGGCUCAGUAUAAAUCAGAUGCAGUUGAGGUACAGGUGGGUGCAGUGGGUGUGUAUGUGAACACUAUAUGAAAACCGUGUUACAGUCAGUGUCUCAUAGGAGGAAUCUGCUGAUGACUUGUACUGACUUUGCCUUUUUCAUUUUUUCAAAUGUUUGUCUACAUUUUGUAGGCUGCUGUUAUCCAUAUGCACAUUUUACGAAUAAAACUCUAGAUUGGUUUUCA